Molecule: messenger RNA, 3449 nt
Organism: Anarrhichthys ocellatus (wolf-eel)
Lineage: Eukaryota; Metazoa; Chordata; Actinopteri; Perciformes; Anarhichadidae
Gene: ush1ga
Product: Usher syndrome 1Ga (autosomal recessive)
Exons: 4
Coding region: 354-1772 (472 amino acids)
Biological process (GO): equilibrioception; sensory perception of light stimulus; sensory perception of sound
Molecular function (GO): protein binding
Source: RefSeq, a predicted model, not a curated record
AAUGGGGACAUCAUUAAAUCAAAAAUGACUCCUCAGUUAGGGGUACAACAUUUAUUUCUCUUUGAUAUUUAAGCACUCAUAUUGUAUAUGUGUUGUAGGUUGUUGAAGGUCUUUUUUUUGGUCCACCUCGGCCACCGGGAGCACUGUUACCCGCACGCUGGAGUGCACCGUGGCGUCCCUGGAUACCACCGACGCGCUCCUCCACUGAUCAGCAGCGACUGGCUCUGUGGCGACUGCGGAACGAAUUGGGACUUCAGCCGGUCUGCUCCCACUACAUCGCCGCAUGACGACGACGAUGAUGGUGGUGUUGAUGAAACGGAAUGGAGUCGAGCAGGGAGGAUUAAUUCUGCACCAUGAAUGACAGGUACCACAAGGCGGCCCGGGAUGGCUACCUGGACCUGCUGAAGGAGGCGACUCGGAAGGAUCUCAACGCGCAGGAUGAGGAUGGCAUGACACCGACGCUGUGGGCUGCUUAUCACGGCAACCUGGAGACUCUGCGGCUGAUCGCAGCGAGGGGAGGAAACCCUGACAAGUGUGACAUAUGGGGGAACACACCGCUCCACCUGGCAGCUGCCAAUGGUCACCUCAACUGCCUUUUCUUCCUGGUGUCUUUCGGUGCCAACAUUUGGUGCCUGGACAACGACUACCACACGCCAUUGGACAUGGCCGCCACAAAGAAUCACAUGGAUUGCGUCCGCUACCUGGAUACCAUCGCCACCAAGCAGACGGGCCUCAACACGAAGCUGGUCAGCAAGAUGAAGGACCGGGCGGUUCGCGAUGCUGAGCGGCGGAUCAAGGAGUGUGUGAAGAUGCAGAAGAAACACCACAAACUCAUGGAGCGGAGAUUUCAUAAAGAGACUUCUGAGGCUUCUGUGUCAGACGUCAUGAGCUUUUCCAGUUACACCAGCAGCUCUGUUAGCCACAAGCUGCACAACUUAAAUGUAGCCACAGUCAGUGUGCCAUAUUCUCAGGCUACUCUUCAUGCCACAAACCGAGGGAAGACAAAGAUUCAGAGGAAGCUGGAGAAGAGGAAGCAAGGAGAUGGGACAUUUAAAAUCUACGAGGAUGGGAGGAAGAGUGUGCGCUCCCUCUCCGGACUUCAGCUGGGCAGCGAUGUCAUGUUUGUCAAACAGGGGACUUACGUCAGCCCAAAGGACCGUGGCCGUCGCAAUAUCCGUGACAUGUUCCCCAGAGAAAAUUACGAUGCCAUUUCACGUGCCAUUAGUGAGCCGGACCUCCACGGGCCUGAUGUAGACUACUCUGAGAUCAGCACUGACUCGGGACAUGAUUCCCUGUUCAAUAGGCCCGGUCUGGGCGCCAUGGUCUUUAGGAGAAACUAUGUGAGUGGGGGGAUGUUUGACAUCGGUGGCCGGGAUGAGGACAGUGCAGACCGGUCAGGCAAUAAUGUGCGUUUACGCAGUCGGCUGCACCAAUACCCGAAUGCAGAUGAAGACAGCAUCGGCAGUGCACGCAGCCUUCAAGAGAGGAAUGUGGAGGAGCUGCCCUGGGAAGAAGUGGAAUUAGGGCUGGACGAUGAUGAUGAGGCUCACACAAGCGCUCUGGAGGUCUUCCUCGCCACACAGAACAUGAUUGACUUCUUCUCCAUUUUCAAGAGGGAGAAGAUUGACCUUGAAGCACUGUUGCUAUGCUCUGAUCACGACCUUAAGAGUAUCCACAUCCCCUUAGGACCAAGGAAAAAGAUCUUGGAUGCCUGCAAGCGACGGCUGGAGACCAUAGAGGACCCAGACUGCAUUGAGGACACAGAACUAUAAUAAAAGUUGCUGUAGAUGGCCCCUCCUGCCAUGUGCUCAUCCAGGCUUAAAGGUCAGUGGAGCAUUGUGGAUUGAAUGUCACGUAUGGACAGGGGGGGGGGGGGGGGCCCAAUGAUUUACCUCUCCUGGUACCUCAGCGGUAACAAAGCAGAAAGGACACUGUCAAGAGGAAUAUGUCAAGCAAGAAGAGACGAGUGUGAGACUAAUUCCUUACAGGAUCCUUUUACAGCAUCUUGUUAGCCUCAGGAGGAUCACUGUAAAUAUCUCUGUAUGUGGGUUGGUUGAAGUCCCCUGCACUGCAAGUUUAAAAAAAACUGAAAGGCAAUCAUCAGAGUGCAGUGUCCACUGUAUGCCAUUUGGUAUAGUUAACAGAGAACUGAUUGUGGGGGUCCAUAUCCCCUGAAUGUGUUGGCCCCUGUGGGGUAAAUCCUACCACCUCAUGUGCCUGCAUUGCUAGUGCCUGUGCCUUUGCUUAAAAGUGUCUUUUGUCUUAAAUACUUUUUGACAUUAACUUUAUUGUAACUUUAUUAUGAACAGUUUCAAUUGCAAUAGUCUGAGCAACAUUUUCACCCAGAGCCACUCGACUGUUUCCUUAUUCCACCUCUGUAAAUGUUUACAUACAGCAAGCCAUGUCAGUCCAUGUGUGGCUCGCUGUCAAAUGCAGGCCAAUUGUUCAUUGAGAUUACGGUUCUGAUUUACUGUAGAAGGUGAAAGCACAAUAUCUUAUAAUACACAAUAUAGCAUGUUGCAGUUCUAUAUUUUGCAUGUUCAGUCCAUACGGAUUUAUUAACCUUUGUAUAUCACUCGUGUUAGUCUUGACAAUAUGACAGUCUUCCAACUCUUUGUAUCUUAAGUAUUUUUUUAAAUAACAUCUGCACAGGAGCAUAUGUUGGUGUUUAUAAUCUACAUUUUUUUAACAUUUAGGUGGAUUUAAAAUAAUAAAUACUAAUGUUUUAAUGCUGUGAAUUACUUAACUGAUAUAGAUCCAUAUGUUUUGCUCUCGUCACUGCACUCUACUUACUAUAUUUCACCUGCAGAGUAGCUCAAAUUGGAGACACAGAGUAAACUGUAAGAUGUGCCUUUAUAAAGCAGGGCCAUGGUUACCACUAAGGUCAUGUCUUCAUUCACAUUUUGGGGGAUACUGGGAAUAGUAUUUCUAAAUCCCUACUAUAAGGUAUAGUAUACUCACUCAGUAGUGAACCAAACAUGUAAAUGAAUUGAGUUCCUAUUAAUGUAGAGUGUAACUAAUAUUCACUGUUUGUAUGUAGUCAUAGUUUUUACAGGUCAGUGUUAAUCCUGUCUCAGUUGCUACCUGUUUACAAAGACAUCAUUUUACACCUCUGCCAAGACUUUGGUAUGUGGGAUUUAGGUGCGAGAGAGAGAGAGACAGACCCAGAGACCGGAAUAUACUUGUUUUGGCAUCUUCAGUCAUUGUGACAAUCCUCUCAUGCUGCAUGCACACCAAAGCCAAGCAUCAUUGUUGUCUCUGUACACAAAGUCAGGAAGUUCUACUGUAGAUAAGUGUCAUUGUCUGGAAACGCCAUGCCUCUUACAUGACAUUGUUAUCAGAAGGAAACAGUGUGACACUCCCACAUGGGUCCUGUAGCAUCCCUAACCAUACGCUACUUUACAAAGACUUUACUUGUGUUUUUAUUAAACUAUUUAUCUUAUUGGUGA